Messenger RNA from Sphaerulina musiva SO2202, 318 nucleotides. Its product is annotated as ubiquitin related modifier 1. Gene Ontology annotation, cellular component: nucleus; cytoplasm. Gene Ontology annotation, molecular function: protein tag activity. The record is from RefSeq and is a predicted model, not a curated record. NCBI's taxonomy places the organism in Eukaryota, Fungi, Ascomycota, Dothideomycetes, Mycosphaerellales, Mycosphaerellaceae. Gene Ontology annotation, biological process: tRNA thio-modification; protein urmylation. The transcript is spliced from 3 exons. Bases 1 to 318 code for a protein of 105 amino acids.
AUGACAGACGCCAUCGAUCUCACAAUUGAGUUCACCGGAGGCCUCGAACUGCUCUUCUCGGACCAACGCAAGCACAAAAUCUCAAUACCUGCCAAGGAUGCCCAAGGACAACCCGCAACCAUUGCAUUCCUGAUCCAAUGGCUAUGCGACAACCUCAUGAAGGAUCCGCGCAAAGAUAUGUUUGUCCUCGAUGAUACAGUGCGGCCUGGAGUUUUGGUUCUCAUCAACGACGCGGAUUGGGAGUUGGAAGGCGAGGAGAAAUAUGAAGUGCAGUCUAGAGAUAAUAUUGUCUUUGUCUCUACUCUGCAUGGAGGCUGA